Messenger RNA from Durusdinium trenchii, 1292 nucleotides. Lineage: Eukaryota; Dinophyceae; Suessiales; Symbiodiniaceae. The record is from the annotation of a GenBank genome assembly.
CACCUGCCAACUCGACGUGGAGCCGUGGAGCAAUGUCUCUCGAUUUGAUUGUGCCAAUUUCGCAGGUGACAUCGCUGCGUUUGAGUCCUUCACGUGCAAAGUCGUUUGCGCCUGCCCGAAUUGCAAGAUGCGCUAGCCAACAUUCGGAGGAGGACUCCAGCUCCCUUGGACGUCGCCUCUUUGCUGGCUUCUUGGGCUUGGUGCUAAUCGCUCGACCUCGGACCACCCAUGCGGCCAGCGGCCCGCCUCCACCGGAGGAUGAGGUCGUGAACGUGAUUGAUGGAGACACUGUGAAACUGGCCUUUGCGGGGCGUUGCCGCCUGAUCGGAGUGAAUACGCCAGAAACUGUGGCACCCAGGCAAAAGGCGGGAGAGCCGCCAGAUUGCUACGGCCCUGAAGCUUCUGCAUUCACUAAGGGCCUGUUCCCUCCUGGUACCAAAGUCAAGGUCGAGCUCGAUGCCGAACCUGUAGACAAGUACGGUCGGCAGUUGGUGUACCUGUACAGGUCCAAAGACGGACUCUUCUUGAACGCAGAAUUGGUCAAGCAGGGUGCAGCACGCCGCUACAAAGUCGCGCCCAAUGUGAAGUAUGACGCCAAGUUCGUCGAGUUGGAGAAAGACGCCAAAGCUGCUGGAAGGGGCCUUUGGGGCGCUUGUGCUGGCAAGUCAACACCAUCUGCAGCAGCAGCACCGGCUGCACCCACAGCCUCUGCUGGACCUCCUCAGGACAUAAAAAAGAAAACCUGCAAAGAUUUUGCAAGCUACGAGGAAGCCAAGGCUUGGUUUGAUCAGUACUUCCCUCAGUACGGCGACUUCGCUGGCUUGGAUGGCGACAAGGAUGGCAAGCCUUGCGAAAGGCUUUUGAAAGCUAAGUGAUGAACUGAGCUUCGCAAGAGAUGUUUGAAUAGAUUAAUAGAUUCAUUCGGUGGCCUUUUUGCCACCCCUGCUAUAGAGACUGCCAAUUCUGUGCACUCAUUUACUUCUGCCGCUUGCCUCAUAGGCCAUGGCAGGGCAACACCCACUGACGCAACGACAUGCGAAAAAUUUGGUCCUUGGUUUGAUUGAGAACCAAACCAGGCGACAUGAACAUGCCUGGAGGGAAAGCAAGUGGUGUCGUGUGACUGGUUUCCUAAGUAGCCUCCAUGGUUUUCCCAUAUAUGUUUGCUUGUUCUUCCUGAUUUAACAUACUUCCAGAUGUUCUUCAGCUGGUUGUUUUGAAUUCCCAAUCCAAUAAUAUCCCAUAUGUUCUAUGUUUUUUCCGGUACCAGGUGCCCCCCCAAUGCAAAGACAGGC